This is a messenger RNA of Pristis pectinata (smalltooth sawfish), 2952 nucleotides long. It is a transcript of the gene cdhr1a, whose product is annotated as cadherin-related family member 1a. The record is from RefSeq and is a predicted model, not a curated record. The transcript is spliced from 18 exons. Lineage: Eukaryota; Metazoa; Chordata; Chondrichthyes; Rhinopristiformes; Pristidae. Gene Ontology annotation, cellular component: plasma membrane. Bases 343 to 2952 code for a protein of 869 amino acids. Gene Ontology annotation, molecular function: calcium ion binding. Gene Ontology annotation, biological process: homophilic cell-cell adhesion.
CACUCACCUACUUGCGAGGGGCCAAUUUACCUACGAACCCAUGGGAUAAAACCAGAGCAAGCAAAGGAAAUCAAUGCGGUCAAACUGCACACAGACAUCAGCGGAGGUAAAAAAUUUCUAAUCAUGGAAAUGGAAAAUUUAAGUCUGUUGUCAGUUCUGUGAUGGAUUUACCCAAGAAAGCAGCUUCCACUCUCCUCAGGACAAUGAGUCAUCCGAUUAAAAUCUAAGCUGUUGGUAUUGCAUCUGUCCAAAGCCAGCUUCUGUGCAAGGGCCAUCAGAAUGCUCCCUCUGGAAUAACAUCAAGAUUACUUUCAAUAAAAUCAACCCCAUUGCUGUGCUAUAAUGAAGCAUGUAGAGAUUUAUUACAACUGCAUCCUCUUCACCGUGACAUACAUCUCUCUAGUUCAAGCAGAUUAUGCUCCCUAUUUCUACGACAAUGCACCAAACAGCACAAAUGGGAACAUGGCUAUGCUGAGCAUUCCUGAAGACACACCGAAAGGAUCCCAUCUAUACACUUUAAAUGGCACAGAUCUGGAGGGAAAUUCUGUUACAUAUGACAUGACAUUUGAACCAGGAUCAAAAAACUAUUUUGCAGUGGAUCCACAAACUGGAAAUGUCACUUUGAUAGAAGAGCUGGACAGAGAGAAAGAAGAUGAAAUUGAGGUCCUGGUCAGUAUUUCCGAUGGUGUGAAUAAAGUUAUUGAAAAGGUUCGAAUACUUGUUACUGAUGCCAAUGAUGAGAGGCCAGAGUUCAUUAAUACACCUUACAUCAUUAAUGUCCCUGAGAACACACCACCAGGUGCCAGUAUCUUCAAGGUACACGCAGUGGACAAAGACAAUGGAUCUGGAGGCAGCGUCACCUACUUUCUGCAGAACAUGCGCAAAAGCAAAUUCUUCAUUGACCGAUACAGCGGAACUCUUCGGAUAAAGCCAAGCACAUCUUUAGAUUUCGAGAAGUCCAGGGCUCACUUUGUCACUGUUAUAGCGAAGGAUGGUGGAGGGAAACACAGAGGAAAACAUCAGAUCUGCUCAUCAACUGCUACUGUGACAAUUAAUGUUGUGGAUGUUCAGGACACCCCUCCUGUAUUUGAUGGCAUCCCAUAUUAUGGAUAUGUGUAUGAAGACACAGAACCUGGUUUGGAAAUAUUUAGUGUGGUAGCUUACGAUGGAGACCGUGGCAACCCAAAUCCAAUCCGUUACUCAAUUGCUCAUGGAAAUGAUGGAUCCUUUGAAAUAAAUAGUACAAGUGGGGUUAUUACUCUUCUGCAACCUACAGAACUGCUUCAGAAGGAUGUUUACAAACUAUUAAUUCAGGCCUCAGAAGUUAACCCAGAUGUUGACACGCUGGUGUUUAUGACAGCCAUGGUAACAAUCCAAGUAGUGGAUCUCAACAAUCAUCGGCCCACCUUCUAUGGCAAAGAUGGACCCCAGUCACAAUUCGAGAUCACAAUGCAGGAACAUCCACCGGAGGGAGAGAUACUGCGUGGUCUGAAAAUAACAGUGAAUGACUCUGAUCAGGGGGCAAAUGCACAAUUUAGCCUCAGGUUGGUGGGCUCUGCUGGAAUAUUCCGAGUUAUUCCUCAAACCAUCCUCAGUGAAGCCCAGGUCACAAUAAUAGUGGAGAACUCAACUGCCAUUGACUACGAGAAAUUCCAAGUGUUUACUUUUAAGCUCCUUGCUGUUGAAUCAGAUACUCCAGAGCAAUUCAGUUCAACAGCAGACAUCGUCAUUCAUAUAGUGGAUACAAAUGACAAUACUCCAAAAUUCACUUCAGAGUUCUAUGUUGCUCGGAUUCCUGAAAACUCUCCUGGGGGCUCUCCUGUUAUCUGUGUAUCAGCAAAUGACCCCGACUCAGAAAUGUGGGGAGAAGUCAAGUACUCGAUACAUGGAGCAGGAGCAGAUCUAUUUCUGAUUCACCCAAGCACGGGAGUCAUCUACACUCAGCCCUGGGCCGUGCUGGAUGCUGAAGAGCAAUCGAAGUACAACUUUCACAUCAAAGCAGAUGAUGCGGAAGGGAAACACAGCUUGGCAGAGGUCUUCGUGACAGUUCUCGAUGUAAACGACCACUACCCAGAAUUUAACGAAAACAUUUUGGACAAGGUUAUGAUUAUUGGAUCACCUGUAAAAGUUGAGGCCAAAGAUGAGGAUGCAGAAGAACCGAAUAAUAUUGUAGAUUACUCGAUAAUGCAAGCAGAUCCGGCCAAUGUUUUUGACAUCAAUGAAGCCACAGGGGAGAUAGUGCUGAAGUCCUACAUCAGAUCUCUGGAGGUCAUUCACAACAUCACCAAAACCAAGGACUGCCAGUGGUCACUGAUAGUGCAAGCUAAAGACAGAGGCUCUCCCUCAUUCAGCACAACAGCAGUUGUGAGAAUCGAUAUUACAGAGGAGACUUCUGGCAAAGGGCAUUUGGCAGACUUUUUGUUGCAAUCUAAAGAUAAUCCUAUGAAAGCCCUAGGAGCGAUAGCUGGAAUAGUUUGCUUUUUUGUGGUUCUGACUGUCAUAAUUUCAACGGUCAUGUUUUGGCGGAACAAGAAGUCCAAUAGAGUUGGUCCAGUAAGGCGCAUCAUAAAGCGGCGGGCAGGCUGGAAAUUGCAGACUCGCAGAUCAAGGUGGUUCCAUGGUAAGAAGUCCAGCCAAAAAAGGGCCGGUUUCAUGACUUCUACAGCUGAUCAGCACUUGCAGAACACGAGCACAAACAAUAACCGCCCAGCACUUCCAAUGGCUUUGCCAAGUGCACCCUUGCUUCCUCCCCCACUAGCUAUGCACCCAACCAGACUCAAUAAACCCAAACGGGACCUCCCAACUGUAUCAGGAUCCAUCAGCCCGAAAGUAAAUUAUAUCCCUCAGCAAUCAAAAAGCAAGACCUCGAACAUCAACAGUGCACUGGUGUUAGAGCUUAAACAGCGUCUGGAAAGAAAAAUAAAUGAAGAUGCUUCUAAGCUGUACUUAUAA